This is a messenger RNA of Prorocentrum cordatum, 930 nucleotides long. The record is from the annotation of a GenBank genome assembly. NCBI's taxonomy places the organism in Eukaryota, Dinophyceae, Prorocentrales, Prorocentraceae.
AUGGAGGUGCUCUACUCAGCAGUGUGGGAGCUGCUGCGGGGAGCCGGCCAGGCUGCAGGCGCUGGUGUCAUCGCGUCCUCCUCUUCGGCGCGCGUGAAGUGCCUCCCCUGCGCGUGCUCGUGCGAGCCGCGCAUCACCUGCCCGGGCGGCCACAGCUCGGACAACACGGUGUCCGGGCUCACGCUGCCGGGCACCCUCGCCCUGGCGGCGGUGUCGGCCGCUGCCGGCGCCUGCAGCGUCCUGCUGGCGCUGCGCAACAGCGGCGCGGGCGCGCCGCCGGCUGCUGGCCCGCCGGCCACGUCAGGCGCGCGAGAUCCGCACUCGCCGGCUCGGCUUUCAGCAGCGAUGGCGGCCAACGUCGCCGACUACCUCGCCAGCUUGGGGAUCUCGCCGGGCGACUUCAUCCUGGAGCGCUACGACAUCGCGGGGCCGGAGGAGCAGCUGCUCGCGGCAGGGACCCUUGGCGCCGACAUCGCGGCUUGGUUGCCGAGCGUCGGCGGUGCGAUGGGGGCCGGCAACCCAGCGACGGGAGCAGCCCACGUCCACCAUUUCCGCGCCGUGCCGGCGCCCGCCACCUGCGACGCCCUGCGCACGGCUGCCGAGGGCCGCCUCGGGCUCCCGCCGGGGCCGCGGGCGGUGCCCAACCUCGCCGGCCGCGCCGGCGUGGGGGCCCCCGGCGCGGGCGCGGGCGCCGCUGGCGCGGGCGCGCCCGCCGCGGGCGCGGCCGCGGUGGCACCCGCUGCGGCUCCGCCGGCCGCUGCACCCGGAGCGGCUCUGGGCGCUGGGCUUGCCGCCGGGGCGGCGGCGGGCGUCGCGCCUGCCGCGGGCGGCGUGCUGGUGGUACCACCAGUGGUCCCAGCGGCGGCUGCGGCGGCUCCGGCGCCUGCGGCGCCGAUCGCUGCCGCUGCCCCCGCAGCGCCGGCGGCGGGC